UCAGGUGGACAAAGCUCGUCGGUUGGCCCCUUGGCUAGACUCCUCCCCAACGGAGAUUCCACAAGAUAUGUUGCCCGAGAGGUUACCGAUUCAUUGAAUACAUUGUUAGGGGCAGUUUUGUCCGAAUCUUCCAGGCAAGGUUAUUGUCGAGCCUGGUCAAUUUAUGUACAGUUUUGUCAUCGGUCACUGCCCGGCCAACCUUUGGCUCCUCUUUCUGUCACCAACUGUUCACUUUUUGUGGCAUACCUUUUUUCACAGAAAUACGCCCCUGCGACCAUAGCCAGUUAUUUAUCAGCAGUCUGUUUUUUCAUGAAAUGGGGGGGAUACCCUGACCCAUCUGCUUCUUUCAUAGUUAGAAAGCUAUUGGGCGCUGCUCAAAACCUGCAAGCUAGGGCUGACCUUCGUCUCCCUAUCACGAAAAGCAUCUUAGCUACGCUCCUGGCUUCGAUUCCAAGGGUUUAUUCUGUGCAGUACCAACAACGGCUUGUAGCCGCCAUGUUUUCGACAGCUUUUCACGCAUUUUUACGCAUUGGCGAGUUGGUGCCUAAGUCCGCACAAGCAACUGCGUCAUGCUUACAAUUUAGUGAUGUUUCGACCACCAACAGCGAAGUUUUAAUUUCAAUCUUGCGCUUUAAGUCCAGUAAGGCCCAGGGGCCUCAAUGUAUCCACAUUCAGGCAUCUUUGCCCCCAUGUCCGGUCUCAACUUUAACUCGUUUCAUGGCAGUAAGAGGGCCAAUUGCAGGCCCUCUAUUUUUAUCAGAGUCAGGCCGCCCGGUAAUCAGAAGGGAAUUUGAUCUGAUUCUUAAAACAAUGCUUAAUUUCUGUGGGCUUGACUCAAGUCGUUUCAAGGGACAUUCUUUUAGAAUCGGGGCGGCCAGUGAUGCCGCCAUGCAAGGUAAAUCCGAUGCACAAAUCCGACUGCUUGGGCGUUGGUCCUCAGACGCCUUCCGUAGAUACAUACGCAUUAAUUAGGCACUAAGCAUACCAUUUUUCGUGGUCAGAUUUGUGGUUCUUGGGUUGUCAGUCUUAGGCUGCAGCUUAUAGCUUUCAAUUGUAUAUAUAAUUAAGGGUCAACUUGAGGUAAUUGUCAAGUACAUGUAAAGUAUAGGCUAAUCUUAAUCUUAAGUUGUCAGUCUUAGGCUGCAGCUUACAAUUCUCAAAUUGUGUAUAACUACAUCCUGUGUAUAAUUGCAUCCUGUUUGUGGUCCAAUUAGGGCCUUCCAGCAGGUUACCCUUAAUCUCUUAACUACGUUAAUCUGGGUUUUUAAAGUACUUUCACAGAGUUAAGGCACCUCACGGCUUAGCCUAUUUAUUUAUGCUGCCCUUCAUUUCCACUAACGGAAGUAAGCUUCCUGCUUGGGCUCCUGGUAGUCUACAAUCGCUAACACGUAAUCAAACGAUUAGGGAUAAGCUCUAGCCUCCCUUACUCAUUAGCUUUUCUUUUUAGAGAUGCCUGGGUGCCUCCAGCAAUUUUGGCUAGCAACACAAACAGUGCCAAGUAUUUCAAUUCGGCUCUAUAAGCUGUGGGUUUAAUUGAUUUAAAUUGUUACUUCUUACAUUUGCUUUACUCUUGCGUUUCCUUAAAGGCCACAGUUUUCUAUAUUCGUUUUGACGGUAUU
Molecule: messenger RNA, 1619 nt
Organism: Lineus longissimus
Lineage: Eukaryota; Metazoa; Nemertea; Pilidiophora; Heteronemertea; Lineidae
Exons: 1
Biological process (GO): DNA integration; DNA recombination
Molecular function (GO): DNA binding
Source: RefSeq, a predicted model, not a curated record